Messenger RNA from Drosophila kikkawai, 681 nucleotides. Its product is annotated as DNA-binding protein SMUBP-2. The record is from RefSeq and is a predicted model, not a curated record. NCBI's taxonomy places the organism in Eukaryota, Metazoa, Arthropoda, Insecta, Diptera, Drosophilidae. Gene Ontology annotation, molecular function: zinc ion binding.
AAUUUAAACAUUAAACCUAUCGAUAACUCGAUUGUAAGUCAGCUGCAAUCCUUCCUAAAGUGUCAUCCCUAAGAACCAAAUUGAAAUGUUUAUAGUCAAAAAUUUAUAAAUACUCGUAUCUUUUUCAAUGGCAGCCGAUCCGAACAAACCCUCCACUUCGACGCAAGCGGACGAAACGCCACUGUUUCCUCCUGCGAAACCCGGAAAACGAGUGGACUAUGGAACAAACAACACAUUGGAGCUGCUGGAACGAAUACCCAGCCAGGUGGUGAACCUCAAGCUGGACGACGUACUCACGGCGGUCAAGGAGGUGGAUAACCUAUGCGACUAUCCCCGCUGCAAGGCCAAAACGAGCCUGAUGGGCCAGGACUGUCAGCACUGCAAGAAGAGAUACUGCUUUAAGCACGGCUUGCCGGAGGUUCAUGGCUGCGGCGAGGAGAUCAAGCGGGACGAGCGCAAGAAGUUCCUGCAUCCCAAGCCGGCCAAAACUAUCCGCCAAGAGGAGGAUGUGAAGAAUGCCAAGAAGCGACUGGAUGCCAAGUUGAAGGAUAUGCAGGUGGGCCGCAUGCAGAAGGCCACCGGCGGCGGGAGCGGAGGUUCAAAGAAGAAAAAGGGAAAAUAGGGGAUUUCUGAAGUAAAUUAUAGUUCAAAAAGCAUAAUAAAGUUAAAUUACACACACAA